AUGGCCUCCCUCCAAGCUCUCUUCUGCGCCGCCACGCUCCUCCUGCUCGUCAUCCCGCACGCGUGCACGGCCGCCGCCGCCGCCGCCUCCACCACGGUGCAGGAGCAGUGCGACAGCUACGCCGCCGGCGACCGGAGCAGCUACGACUACUGCGUCUACAAGCUGGGGCGCGACAGCGGCAGCGCCACCGCCGACGCGCGGGGCCUCGCCGCCAUCGCGGCGCGGGCCGCCAGGGCGACGGCCAAGGCUACGGGGGAGAGGAUCGCCGGGCUGCGGGCCAACGAGACGGUCCCGGCGCGGCGGGGCUGCCUGGCGGCGUGCGCCGCCGAGUACGCCGCCGCCGUGCGCCGGCUCGGGCGCGCCGCGAGGGCCGCCGCGCGGCGCGAGGGCGGGGACCUGCGGCGGGCGCAGGCGCUGCUCGAGGAGGUGACGGGCACCACCGCGCGCUGCGACGGCGCGUUUGCGGCCGCCGGGCUGGAGUCGCCGCUGGACGGCGCGGCCCGCGGGCUCGACGACGAGGUCGAGCUGGCCAUCGCCCUCUUGCCCUCGCCGCCAUCGCCGUCGCCACCGCUGCCGACUAGAGCGUGA
Messenger RNA from Setaria italica (foxtail millet), 588 nucleotides. RefSeq names its product pectinesterase inhibitor 8. Lineage: Eukaryota; Viridiplantae; Streptophyta; Magnoliopsida; Poales; Poaceae. The record is from RefSeq and is a predicted model, not a curated record. Gene Ontology annotation, molecular function: enzyme inhibitor activity. The transcript has a single exon. Bases 1 to 588 code for a protein of 195 amino acids.